CCUUCUCUCUCAGAGAACAUUCACCCCGCUGUUCUUCUUGUUCUCAGAACCACAUCCCAACCCAUCUCAUUCCCUCUCUCACCUCUCCUCAUAUAUAACCCCACUAUGGCCUUUCUUCUCUCUUCACCCUUCCCCUUCAUACACUCUCUCACUCCUUUGCAUAAGAACAUUUGGACUAACGAGAGGACACACACACACACACAGACAUAGAAAGCGAUGUCUGAACUCUUGCUCCUCCUUGUAUUCUCUUCUCUUGCGUCCCUGACGACGUCGGUCGCCGACGACUACACUGGCUUCGUCUAUGCCGGGUGCUCGCAGCUCAAGUACACCCCCGACUCGCCCUACCAACUCAACGUCGAGUCCCUACUGUCUUCCAUCGCCAACGCCGCGACCUUCUCCUCCUACGCCAACUACACCUCCGCCUCAGCCGCCGCCUCCUCCCCGGUCUACGGCCUCUUCCAGUGCCGCGGUGACCUCUCUUCCUCCGACUGCAAUUCCUGCGUCCGCUUCGCGCUGUCCCAGCUCUCCGCCUUCUGCCCCUUCACCGCCGGCGCCGCCGUCCAGCUCAACGGAUGCUUCCUCCGCUACGGCAACGACUCCUUCGUCGGAAAGCCCGACACCAGCGUCCUCCGCAAGAAUUGCGGGCCUGUCGCCGGCGGCGGAGGGUACAACUCGGACGUGCUCGGCAUGCGCGACGCAGCGCUCGCCAGCCUGGCGUCGGGCUUCACCGGUGGGAGCUACAGGGUCGGCGCCGCCGGCUCCGUACAGGCGAUGGCGCAGUGCGUCGGGGACCAGGGCGCGAAGCAGUGCAACGACUGCGUGGCGGCUGCGGUGGCGCAGCUCAAGGCCGCCUGUCCGUUCGCCGUCGCCGGCGAUGCUUACCUCGGCAAGUGCUACGCCAAAUACUGGUCCAGUGGAGUCUACCAUUCCGAUACUAACGAUCAUGGUGAUCAGGUUGGGAAAACAGUGGCAAUCAUCAUUGGGCUCAUUGUAGGAGUUGCACUCAUAAUAUUCUUGGCUGCCUUCCUCAGAAAAGCUGGAAAUUCUGGUAAAGACUAAGUUGAAGUGGAGGUAAUUGCUUUUGGCACCUUUCUCCAAGUUUUACCUUCUUUAUUUUGAUGUUUCUUUUCAGUAAAUAAUGUUGGGUUUCCUUGCAUGAGUAAAGUUGACAAAACAGACAGAAGGAGAAGAUUCCAUGUAACAAAUAAUCUACAUUGUAGUUUGCAUUUUCUAGUGAGUUAUUCUUAUCUAUGAGGUGGAUCUUUUCUUGAGCA
Musa acuminata AAA Group (dessert banana) is the source of this 1274-nucleotide messenger RNA. RefSeq names its product plasmodesmata-located protein 6. The transcript is spliced from 3 exons. Gene Ontology annotation, cellular component: plasmodesma. Bases 217 to 1059 code for a protein of 280 amino acids. NCBI's taxonomy places the organism in Eukaryota, Viridiplantae, Streptophyta, Magnoliopsida, Zingiberales, Musaceae. The record is from RefSeq and is a predicted model, not a curated record.